Falco peregrinus (peregrine falcon) is the source of this 5532-nucleotide messenger RNA. RefSeq names its product neuralized E3 ubiquitin protein ligase 1B (gene NEURL1B). Gene Ontology annotation, molecular function: ubiquitin protein ligase activity. Lineage: Eukaryota; Metazoa; Chordata; Aves; Falconiformes; Falconidae. The transcript has 5 exons. Gene Ontology annotation, biological process: ubiquitin-dependent endocytosis. The record is from RefSeq and is a predicted model, not a curated record. Gene Ontology annotation, cellular component: early endosome. Bases 90 to 1760 code for a protein of 556 amino acids.
GGCCGGGCGCGGCGGCGGGAGGCGGGCGCUGUCCAUGGCCCUGCCGAGCGCGGGCCGCCCCGGGGUCCGCCGCGCCGCGGAGCGGAGCGAUGGGCAACACGGUGCACAAGACCCUGGCAGACACAAGCCACCAGACCCGCUCCGUCUCCAGCCGCCCCUACUACAGUUUGCCCAACAGCAGCCAUGAGAGACGCUCGGUCCUCGCUAUCACGGAGCCGCCACGUUUCCAUUCCCAAGCCAAAGGCAAGAACGUGCGUCUGGAUGCCCACUCCCGCAAGGCCACACGGAGGAACAGUUUCUGCAACGGGGUGACCUUCACUAACCGGCCCAUCCAUCUCUACGAGAAAGUCAGGCUGAAGCUGGUGGCUGUGCACCACGGCUGGAGUGGAGCCCUGCGCUUCGGCUUCACCAUUCACGACCCGUCGCAGAUGAGCUCUGACGAGAUACCAAAGUACGCCUGUCCGGACCUAGUGACCCGACCUGGAUACUGGGCCAAAGCUUUGCCAGAGAGGUUUGCUGUGAGAGACAAUAUUUUGGCCUUUUGGGUUGACCGUCAUGGGAGAGUCUUCUACAGUAUUAAUGAUGAGGAGCCAAUAUUGUUUCACUGUGGUAUUAAAGUUUCCGGUCCUCUCUGGGCACUCAUAGAUGUCUAUGGAAUUACCCAUGAAGUGCAAAUCCUAGAUAGCAUGUUUGCAGAGACCAUGACCACUGCCCGUCUCAGCACCGCCCGCCUCAGCACUUGCCUUCCACAGAGCAACCAUGAUUCAGCCAACUUCAAUAACAACGAACUGGAAAAUAACCAAGUGGUGGCCAAAAUUGCAAACCUAAACCUAAGUCGGGUACCAGGACUUGUGACAGACAACCACAUCAUCCCCUGUUGCCCAAACCGACGGCAGCAUGCCCAGGGGGUCCCAGCCUUCCUGGACACCGACCUGCGGUUCCACCCCACCCGUGGACCUGACAUCACCUUUUCUCAGGACCGGAUGGUUGCAUGCACCAACUGGCAGGAAAGCAAUAGGACUUUGGUGUUUUCUGACCGGCCUUUGCACAUUGGUGAAAGCCUCUUUGUGGAAGUAGGACAUCUUGGGUUGCCAUACUACGGGGCCCUUUCAUUUGGCAUCACUUCUUGUGAUCCGAGUACUUUACGGACAAAUGAGCUCCCGGCAGAUCCAGACUUUCUCUUGGACCGCAAGGAGUACUGGGUGGUUUACCGAGCGUUCCCGGUCCUCAACAGCGGUGACAUUCUCAGUUUCAUGGUCUUGCCGAACGGAGAGGUGCACCACGGGGUGAAUGGAGCCAGCCGAGGAAUGCUAAUGUGUGUGGACACCUCACAGUCUCUCUGGGUGUUUUUUACAAUCCAUGGUGUGAUCAACCAGCUCAAAAUACUGGGCACUGUGCAGUCCAGCCCAGUGACCGUCUCUCCCUCAGGAUCCCCCGGCGGCUCGCAGUACGACAGCGAUUCAGACAUGGCUUUCAGCGUCAACAGGUCGUCGUCUGCUUCGGAGUCAUCGCUGGUGACUGCUCCCAGCUCCCCCCUGAGCCCCCCCAUCUCUCCCAUCUUCCCCGCUCCGGAGCCAUCAAGCAGCAAGAACGGGGAAUGCACCGUUUGCUUUGACAGCGAGGUGGACACGGUGAUCUACACCUGCGGACACAUGUGCCUCUGCAACACCUGCGGUCUUAAGCUGAAGAAGCAGCUCAAUGCCUGCUGCCCGAUCUGCCGACGGGUCAUCAAAGAUGUUAUUAAAAUAUACCGCCCUUAGUGCCCGGCUCGGGCUGUAGGAAGGGGGAACGCCGCUAGCAGUAACCAUGCCUUUCCGUCCCUGCUUAUGGGUUAUUGUGCUGGUCAGUUGUUAUCAAGUGGCUCGUUAUCUGUGUUUCCUUAUUUGACUGGUAGGGCGCAAUUCAGGGAUAAAAUUGAGCUGAGGAUCAUGUGGGGCCCAAAGGCACGGCUGCCGUGCUGGCCAGGCUGUGUGCCCAUGGGCAAAUCUGGGGAAUCAUGGUCUGGACCUGACCCCCCUGCAAAUGAGAAAUUUCCCGUGCAAAGGCUCUUUUUUUUCCUCCUCCUCUGGAGGAGGCUUGCUGUGGUACAGGUCAGGAAGGAGAGGUGGCCACUUGGUCAGUGCCGGGUGCCACUGGGCUUCCUGACCCCGAAACCCCAACAGCUCUGGGCUGCUGCCGGGUGCUUGCGCUGUGGUGGAUCAAAAUUAGGACGAGACCCAGUGGGAGGGUUCAAAGUAGACAAAACUGAUCUGGACACGUCAUGUUCACCUGUGUGAGGGGAACUAGCUAAGGCCAAAACAGUAGCACAGCCAGAUUCUCACUUGUUUGGGUUUUGCCCCCCUGAACAGGCUUCUGGGGCAUACGGAGAAGCUGGUCUGACUUAGAUAAAGCAGCUUUUGCUUUCUGUGGCAGAACAGGGACUUUUGGCCAAGGAGCUGAGACCUGGGGAGCAGCCACAGGCUAGCAGUGAGGAGCAUGAGCCCACCGAGAGCCCCAGCCAACCCAGCUACUGCUGCUCUCUGCAGAUGGAGCAGUGGGCAGCGGCGAUGGGCUGCCAAGGCACUGCCCGUGUGCCUGGCUGCUGAAGCCAUACAUUGCAGCCUAUGGAUGAGGGGGCCAUUUGGAUGGGCACGCUGCAAUCCUGGCUUAGAAAAAAGCGAGGGGCUACUGCCGUCUGCAAUGACGGUGUUUUCCGCCUCCCGGCACACGUGCCUGCAUUUUGCUCUGCUCCUCUUCACAGGCAGCAUCGCUGCCGUCUCGCACCGUCCGCCUGGCUCAGCUCCCCCAGCCCUUCUCCUGCAGCCAGCACUGCAGCAGGGCUCAGCCUUCCUCCUGCCCCAUCACAGGGACUUUUUGGAGCCUGUGGUGAGAAAUUAAUUUCUGACUUAGUCCCAGCAGACUCACUUUUUUUCUGGGGACUGCGUAUGUGCUGCUUUUACCUGUUCUUUCUCCUGCCUUUGCAGGUUUCCCAGCACGGCUCCCGGCUGCCCAGACACUGGGUCCCAACAGUAGAUGAGAACUUGUUGAGAUGAACAGGGAUCUAUCUUACUUGGCUUUCCUUGGGAGGAGGAAAGAAAAAGGCUCUGGGGUUAUUAUCAGGUGCUGGGACUUAAAAGGUAAAUGGGUUUCAGCUGUGAUAUUCCAGCUACAAGGACUGGCAACGGGGGUAGGCUGGGCAGCAUCUGAGCAUGCAGCAUUGGGGCUCGUGUGAGGAGCUCUGUGUCCUCCUCCCUGCUCCUGCAGGAGCUGUGCUCUAUUCUCUACCCUCUGCCCACUUGCAUGGUUCUUGUGCAGUCCUUCAACCUCAGCUUGGCUGGUUUCCAGCUGGUCCAGGUCAAAGAGAGGGGAAGAGAGAGGGUGCAAAUGGAAGGAUGAGAGAGGGGCUGCUGUCAUUCUAGCUCGGUGACCACGUGCCACCAAGUGCAUAAGAAUGGCUUUCUUCAGAAAUUGCAAUUACUGCAUUUUAGUCCAAAAAAGAACAGCCACCCCUGUACAUUUCAGGGCCUCUGGGCACGGAGGGGCAGCCUGACAUCUUUGGUGUCUGUUACCUUGCCUCCCCAUUCACUCUCUCCUCCGAGGUGCCGGUAGCUGUGGAUGUGCUGCUGCCCCUCACGGCGCUGCUGCCCGGGCGGUGGGUUCAGCGGUGCCAGCAGUGCUGCGCUUGGUUGCUGACCGGCACUCAGCCCCCUCGCCCGCUCUGCCAUCAGGGAGAGCACACUCCGGGGAGCAGCUCAUCUUCCUCCCACAGCGCAGCAGGCUGUGGCUGCCAGCUCAUGGGGCGUGGAGAAAACCUUUUUUUUUUCUCCUUGAAGAGCUAAUUAACAUUUUAAUUAAGUGUAUAAAUGAGAGGCUGCUGUAGAGUGAGAUCUCUCACCCUUUGCCCUGCUGUAUCAUCACGAGAGCCUGCCAGCUUUGCAGAGCCCUUUUUGGAAACUCGGCUCAUGCCACUGGCUGUGCCACCGCUGAGCAUGCUCAGCCCUCAGCAGAGCCACCAGCACCGUGACUGCAGCACGAGUUCACUUACACCUUUGCAAAAGGAGGCGGUGAGGGCAGCUUUCCAGCAGCUGGAGCCUUGCCUGGACCUCCAGGCUGCCCUCUGACCGGGGACUGCAGACCUGCCUUUGUAGGGACCUUCCCAGUCCCCUGUUUUUCAGAUCAGGGUCUGGCUGCAGUCAGUGGGCACUGCACUAAGAGCACAGUGACGGCUAGGUAAGUGAGCAUGGGAUGAAAGACCAGGUGGGUUAGCACCUGCCUGGUGAACGGGCUGCAGUGGGAAGCCGUUGCGUGAUGAGGAAUUCAAGGAAGUUGUCUGAAUCCACAGUGAGUGAUGCUAGCUUGAGUCAGGUCUGGGCUAGCGAAUGCCAGUGGCCAUCCCUGGGGCUGUUGUCCCACUUUCAGGGGUGCCUGGUCUGUUUCAGUGGCUGCACACAGCUAUGUGUGUUGUGCCAGAGCAGAGCCCAUUUGCUCUGCUGACACCUCAGGUCCUCAAUGAGUGGGGCUAGUUGCAUGCCUGGGGUGGUGUGGUGGGGUUUUUGUGUUUGUUUUUUUUUAAGUCAGCAAGGAGAAAUACCAAAUCCACCCCAGCUGUGUCCAAGCUGUUCAGGACACUGCAGCCAGAAGCUGACUUUUUGCUGUAGCAGCCGAGACUGGUUUCUAGAAGGGCAGCAUCCAGCAGGGCCAGCAAGGGAACCAGCUCAGUCAGGGUCCGGAGCCAGCCGUGCAGUGAGCAGGAUGUGAGAGCAGUGGACAUGUCACCCUGCUUAUCUGAGAGCAAUGGGAAUUUUCCAAAAUAGGCCUCUUAAAAAAAAAAAAAAAAGAUUUCCAGGAAAAGGUAGCCUCUUACAGAUUUAAUUGUUAGUACUCGUAUUGCUAUUUUUUUUAAACAGUCCAAUGAUAUAUGAUUUGUACAGAAGAUCUGUUUGUGCCUUAUAAGGGUGUCUGUGCACUUUUUAUCCUUUUUAAAGCAACUUUUAAAAAGAAAAAAAAAUCAACCAGGGGGAGAAACCAACACAGAUCAAUGGUAGUUUUAUAGAAUUUUGUGUUCACGGAGAAUCUUGCUUUUUUUUAAAUAUAUAUAUAUAUAUAUAUAUAUGAGUGAAAAGUGUUUAUUUCCAUGGAUUUGCCCCCCUCUCCUCCUAACGUAUUUGUUUAACAAUUGAAAAAGAGGAAGCAAGAGAAAAAAAAAAAAAAAAAAAAAAAAAAAGAAGAGAUGGGGGAACUCUUUUUACCUUCCCCCUUUCCAAGACAGUUAUUCUCUUAUCGUUACCUUUAUGAUUCAAUACUGUGACCUGUACAUCAUGUUUAAGCUGAAUCAGAUUUUGGACCUCUGUAUUAGGCUUUUCAAGCAAAUCAUCUGGGGGACCGGGGCGGGGAGGGGGGAGGGCAUCGCACGAGGGAGGGAACUGCACUUCUACCUGUCAGUGCUCUAUAGUGUUGUGUUCAGUGCUGUGUGUUUUACUUUUGUCCAUUUACCUGUUUUACAUUAAUAUAAUUUUACUUGUUUAUGAAACAAAUAAAACCUUGGCUUGUAAA